GCUCCUAAUCAGAAACAAUCCUCUCACCUUUCCUCCCACGGCCUCGCCACUCUUCUCCGUUUGCCCGAGGCCACUUUGGUCCAUCAGAGGACGGAUGAACCGCUGCUACUUUAAAGGAUUAAGAGGUGCAGCGCACCGAGAGCUUUCCGAGGAGAGACAACAAUUCAGUGAAGAUGAGACCAUGGUCCCGGUACUAACCUCCAGAAAAGCCAGCGAACUCCCCGUCAACGAAGUAGUGUGUGUCCUGCAGGCGGACCUGCAGCUGGGUCUGACCCAGGGCGAGGUGAGCCGGAGGAGAGCCUACCACGGCUGGAACGAGUUCGACAUCAGUGAAGACGAGCCGCUAUGGAAGAAAUACAUCUCCCAGGUAACCCGUGCAUCACGCUAAACGGUGUCUCUGAAGCCCGGUUCAGACCAAAGUAGGGAUGCACCGAAUCCAGAUUUUU
Messenger RNA from Perca fluviatilis (European perch), 446 nucleotides. Its product is annotated as calcium-transporting ATPase type 2C member 1-like. Lineage: Eukaryota; Metazoa; Chordata; Actinopteri; Perciformes; Percidae. The coding region runs from base 95 to 388 and encodes 97 amino acids. The record is from RefSeq and is a predicted model, not a curated record. The transcript has 3 exons.